AAGAGCUGGCCUGGAAAAUGUAAAAUACUCGCGUUUAAGCGAACCCGCACAACGCACCCUUAUUCAUCCUACCAUUUAAGCUAGCGUAUUGAAUAGAGAUAGCAGACACUGCUCUAACUAAUGUAUUCAUAUGGGUGGAAUGAAUAGAAGUGCUGAGAUGAAUUAGGGAGCUGUUACCCUGCCUCCAGAAUUUGUUUAUUCUGAGUUAUUCAUGUAAAUUAAAACAAAACAGUAUAUUUCACUUUUCUCCGUGUUGAGAAAAUAGUGAAUGACUAAAGAUAAAAUUAGAUUACCCAUAGGAAAAUGUUCCACUGCGGAUUAACUAGAAAUCAAUUACAUUUUUCUAGUUUCAUACGUUCCGUGCUGCGAAGACAACAAGCCUAAAGUGUUCCUAAAAAAUUAUCACGUGAGAACCGAAGAGAGGCUGCAUAUAAAAUUUAUUUAUUGUUAUCAUUAUUCAAUUAUGUGUACUAUUUAUAAGGCAUUCGUGAUCGAAUUGUCAAAUUCUACAAUUCAUCGUGACAAUCAAGAGCUAAAGAACCGGCAAUAUACAGGUCUAAUGAUCUUAUUUAGCACCACCUCGCUAUCAUAAUUUUCAACAUCUGUCUAAUAUAUCAGCGUACAAUGCUUGAGCCAAGUAUACCAGUACCAGUUGACUACUCGAUCAGUUCGCAUCCAUUUGCCAGGAUCUUAAAUCAUACUGCCAGUAUGGCUAACAUUCGCAAGAUCAUCUCCACUAAAAAAUGCCCCAAAGCUCUGGCUCCUUACAAUCAAGCCGUUGUUGCCGAACAUACGGUUUACUGUUCCGGAGUUCUCGGAUUGGAGUUGGAAUCCUUGCAACUGGUUGAAGGUGGGGCGGCAUCUCAAACUGCCAAAGCAUUGGAGCACUUGGCAACACUGCUGGAGGUGUCUGGUUCCAGUAUAGCUAAUGUCGUUAAAACAACCGUUCUGCUCGCCGAUAUGAACGACUAUGUCGCCGUCAAUGAUGAAUACAAAAAGGUGUUUUCCAGCAACUUCCCGGCACGAACUUGCUUCGCUGUGAACAAACUUCCCCUCGGAGCUGCCGUGGAAAUCGAAGCCAUCGCAAUGACCGGAGAUGUGAUACAUGUCUCAAUGUAAGACGUUUUGGUUUGAGUGCAGACGCUGAUUAUCACGUGCUAUAGAGAGCUACGUGGGUGCUAAGUGGAAUUGCUGAAAGUCGUCUGUGAUGUGAGUUCAAUAUUUGUUCUGCAAUUUACUUUUCGCUUUAAAGUGAAUAACGGUUGUGGUGUU
Messenger RNA from Topomyia yanbarensis, 1272 nucleotides. Its product is annotated as rutC family protein UK114-like. The record is from RefSeq and is a predicted model, not a curated record. Gene Ontology annotation, molecular function: deaminase activity. NCBI's taxonomy places the organism in Eukaryota, Metazoa, Arthropoda, Insecta, Diptera, Culicidae. The coding region runs from base 625 to 1119 and encodes 164 amino acids. Gene Ontology annotation, cellular component: cytosol. The transcript is spliced from 3 exons.